This is a messenger RNA of Mycotypha africana, 1738 nucleotides long. Its product is annotated as MT-A70-domain-containing protein. Gene Ontology annotation, molecular function: methyltransferase activity; nucleic acid binding. Gene Ontology annotation, cellular component: nucleus; RNA N6-methyladenosine methyltransferase complex. The transcript is spliced from 4 exons. The coding region runs from base 272 to 1510 and encodes 412 amino acids. NCBI's taxonomy places the organism in Eukaryota, Fungi, Mucoromycota, Mucoromycetes, Mucorales, Mycotyphaceae. The record is from RefSeq and is a predicted model, not a curated record.
AGUACACAAUCAACCUUUUUAUCUUACUAUAUAAAAACAUUGUGUUUUCGUUGGAAUGGCAUUGGCAUCACCAUUCUCAUCGACUCUGCUUGGACUCAGCCAUGAAAAUAAGCCCAUGUUACUGUUCCUUAAUCUUAUUGUUUGUCUGAGGGGAAAAAAAAGAACAAUAAUGCCCAUUUUGAUCUCCUACGAACAAGUGGGUGAUAAAAGCCCAGAUUUUUUAUCUGAUAUUUGUGCAAAAAAGAUCUCUUUUUUUUUCGAUCUGUAAGUGAUGGUAAUGGUCGACAUUGUAGAUUCAGAAGAGUGCUUCAAUAAAGAUAUUGCGCCUUACCGUAUAAGACAAGGAGAAUUUGAUGUUCAAAAGCCAUACUUCUACGCCAAAAAUCAACCAACAGACCAGCAAAGGCCAUCCAAAAAACGGAAAAAGAGUGUUAAGGAAGUGUCUCCUAGUGAGGCCGAUAUGAAAACGAAGGAAAGACACCAUGUUUUAAGAGCUCAGAUUAUAGCCUGUCUUGAACAAUUGCCUCAAGUAUUGCCAAAGAAAUUGUUGAAACACGAGAAUACUUCUUCUAUUACGCGCGAAAAUGAUGAGGAUAGCACAUCAGAGACCAUCGAUUUUCCAAGCAUCCAGAAAAUGGUGGAAGUAUCACAGAACAAAUUCACAACUGUAGUACAGGAAGAUGAUGACAGCAAUGAGGGAAAACAGUUUAUGCCUGCAUUAUUUGAAUUUACAUCUUCUGUUACAACAGAACUUGAUAUUUUUUCCAUCUUUAAUACUGUUUGUAUUAAUCGAGCUGUCGAAGGAGUCAGAUUACUACAGCUGACACCAACAGCUAUGUAUUUAAUACCACCCAAGACCGCUUUUUUAAUGGGGUCGUUAGCUAACAGCAUGAAGCAACUUGAUGCAUACAUUACGUCAGUGGGUAGGGCAGAUUUAAUCGUGAUGGACCCUCCAUGGCCGAACAAAAGCGUACAAAGGUCUUCUCACUACGAAACUCAGGAUAUCUAUGAUCUCUUCAAAAUAGCUAUACCCUCCAUGAUAGGAGAAAAAGAUUCUAUUGUAGCUGUUUGGGUUACCAAUAAGCCCAAAUUUAGAAAUUUCAUCAUCCAUAAAUUGUUUCCUUCCUGGAAACUAGAGUGUGUUGGUGAAUGGAUAUGGCUCAAGGUGACUAAUCAAGCGGAAUGUGUCUUCCCUUUGGAUUCUGAACAUAAGAAACCGUACGAGCAAUUGAUUAUCGGUAGACCCUAUCAGCACAAGGAGAGCAAAGAGCGAGUCUCAAUUCCUCAGACAAAUGUGAUCGUAAGUGUUCCUAGCGUUAGGCAUUCUAGGAAGCCCCCUCUUGGAGAUGUCUUAUCACCCUACCUUUCAAAGGACACCACAAAAAACCCUGUCUAUGUUGAGUUAUUCGCUCGUUGCCUCAUGCCUGGCUGGAUCAGCUGGGGGAACGAGUGCCUAAAGUUUCAACAUGUGUCCUAUUAUGAAAAAGAGAGCCAAGGAGUAAGGGAAUAAAAUGAUGAAUUGACAGAUAGGUUCAUCAAAUGCGUUCAUCCGGCUGUUCGCAAGCUAUCCCAUUUUCACUCUUUGCUCUGGCAGCUGAAUUAUGCCGACAUCCUUUAAGCUGCAUGGGUAAGUUGCUGAUGAGCCAGGCUAUUUGCGUUAGCGUAUUAGGCAGUCGCUCAAUUGCUCCUGCUUGUAAGCUUCAUAGUACUAUACCCCUAAAUUGUCACAAGCAUAAUU